AUGGCUACCGGUGCAGAACAAGCUCAGGAGGAGAAGGCGAAGGGAAAUGCAGCAUUUCAGAAGGGUGACUUCGAGUUGGCAGUGAAGCACUUCUCUAAAGCAAUUGAAUUAAGUCCCUCAGAUGCCGUUCUUUACUCAAACAGAUCCGGCGCCUACGCCAGUCUUAAAAACUUUGAACAAGCACUAAAGGACGCAGAAACAUGCGUCAAGCUGAAGCCCGACUGGGCUAAGGGUUAUUCGCGCAAAGGUCUUGCUGAAUUUAAUUUAGGACGCUUGCGUGAGGCAGAAGCAACAUAUAAGAAGGGUCUAUCUAUAGACCCAGAGAAUGCGUCGCUAAAGGCUGCACUAGCAGAGGUACAACAGAGUGAGGCAUCAAUGAGAGAUUUACAGGCUAUGAUGGCCGUAACAAAUGCUGUACGGGGUCAUCCUAAGCUACAAAAAUACAGCAAAGAAGAUCCUGAAUAUAUUCAGAAACUUGUCGCCCUCGUUUCCCAGAUACAAGCCAACCCAGCCAAUCUACGUCUUAUCAUGGCACAGCCGGCUUCACCUCUUAUCAAGCAGGACGAUGCACGUGCAUUAUGUAGCAUUAUCCCUAUGAAU
Messenger RNA from Eimeria maxima, 600 nucleotides. RefSeq lists its product as hypothetical. The annotation marks the transcript as partial. NCBI's taxonomy places the organism in Eukaryota, Apicomplexa, Conoidasida, Eucoccidiorida, Eimeriidae. The transcript is spliced from 3 exons. Gene Ontology annotation, molecular function: Hsp90 protein binding. The record is from RefSeq and is a predicted model, not a curated record.